Molecule: messenger RNA, 615 nt
Organism: Aedes albopictus (Asian tiger mosquito)
Lineage: Eukaryota; Metazoa; Arthropoda; Insecta; Diptera; Culicidae
Product: protein sel-1 homolog 1-like
Exons: 2
Coding region: 148-615 (155 amino acids)
Molecular function (GO): protein binding
Source: RefSeq, a predicted model, not a curated record
UCCAUCGGUUUCAUCAGGACAGAAACGACAGCAACGAACGGAUCGGAUCGGAUUUGAACCGGACUUCGCUGACCGGACGGGGGUUCAGUGUGCCGCCUCACGUGAUUCUAGUGAACAUACACUAACCGGGGCAGAAAUCGCUGCUUAAUGCUGUGGAAUUGGUGGUUGUGGACAAGGCGAAAGACCGCUACGCGUAUACGGAUGUACGGCUACCGAGUCUUUUGUUCAACGACGGAAACCACCGCAGAAAAGGAAGCAUUCGACAGGGAAAUGGUGGUUCUCAAUCCGGUGCACAUGGACACGGAGGCGGUCAAGCAGACGUUCAUGCAGCUAGUCGAAGAGGCGCUCCUUGAAGCGCAGAUGGGUCUUGGAUUCAUGUACGCCACGGGCAUCUGGUUCAACGAGACGCAUGUCAAGGUGCUGGUCUACUACACGAUAGCAGCUUUGGGGAACAACUCGUGGGCUCAUAAGGCGCUUGGGUACCGGUCCUGGCCCGGAGUUGGGUAUCGAUUAGUUGCGAAACUACGCUGGAUUUCUACAGGAAGGUGGCCAAUGGCCAAUCAAGUGAAGUUUUCCGGCGGAGUAGCCGUCCAUCGGAUAAGGCUUCUGGAUUAA